AACUUUCUUCCAAAUAGUUUCGGCUCAAAGGGCGAGCACAUCAUUGUGCACGCCCUAGAAGCCAUGUUUCACACAUCCACCAUUCCUCUUGACGCUAUUCGGCCGCUCGACGUCAAAAAGUUCACUCAUGCUUUCCUGGUUCCAUAUGUUGCUACUCGUGCAAUUGCCCAUCAACUCAAUGUCAGUAUCGCAGAGGCUCACACGAUCCUGUUGAAAAGCAGAGAGGCUGGGAUUUGGCUACAUCCUGCACUAGACUCGGACGAAGAACUGGACCAGAUCUGCAGGUCGAACAUUCAGCGGUCCAAGUCAAACACAAUUGUCAUCCGUCACAAGGAAGCUCAAGAU
Suillus clintonianus is the source of this 345-nucleotide messenger RNA. RefSeq lists its product as uncharacterized. The annotation marks the transcript as partial. Lineage: Eukaryota; Fungi; Basidiomycota; Agaricomycetes; Boletales; Suillaceae. The transcript has a single exon. The record is from RefSeq and is a predicted model, not a curated record.